Molecule: messenger RNA, 2758 nt
Organism: Cyprinodon tularosa
Lineage: Eukaryota; Metazoa; Chordata; Actinopteri; Cyprinodontiformes; Cyprinodontidae
Product: protocadherin gamma-C5-like
Exons: 1
Coding region: 281-2743 (820 amino acids)
Biological process (GO): homophilic cell-cell adhesion
Cellular component (GO): plasma membrane
Molecular function (GO): calcium ion binding
Source: RefSeq, a predicted model, not a curated record
CUCAUUGGAUGACAGAAAUGUCUAGCAAGCACCAAUGAAUGGCAGAGCUGUACAAAGAGAUCUAGUCCCUCCCCCAUAUGCAGCGACACAAACUCUACACUCACACUGUAGAGAGAAAGAUGAAACGGAGUGAUGCUACGAAUGAAACUAAAACAAAAAGGUGGAAAUAUGUUUUGGGCUAGAUUUUGGAAUUUUGCUUUGGAUUAAUUUCGUACUGCAAUGGAGGAUAUAGACCGUACUUUGGAUUGCUUCAUUUGGAAAUAAUUGUUGAGAAUAUUUGAUGGCAAAGACAAUGGGAUACCGAGAAUGGAGAUGGAAAGCGGUUUGGUGGAAUCAGUUCUUUCUUCUGUGGACUACAAUAGAAGCACAGACUCGUUACAGCAUCCCAGAAGAACUAAAACCGGGUUCUGUGGUCGGAAAUCUCGCCAAAGAUUUGAGUUUGUCAUUAUCUGACAUGUUUGACCGUAAGCUGCGGGUCGCAUCUGAGUCUGGCGAGCAGUAUUUCAGCGUGGAUGCGGGGAAGGGAGAGCUUGUGGUGAAUGACAGAAUAGACAGGGAAGCUCUAUGUGGACAAAGCGUGAGCUGCGUGUUACCUUUACAAAUUGUCAUUGAAAACCCCUUACAAUUACACCGACUGGAGAUAGAAAUUAAAGAUAUAAACGAUAACUCUCCAGUGUUUCAAACAAAAGAAUUAUCUUUAAAAAUUGCAGAAUCUGCAGCAGUGGGAACUCGCUUUCUUUUGGAAAGUGCAGAGGAUUUAGACGUGGGGGUUAAUUCCGUGAAGUCAUACACUUUGACAAGAAAUGAAUGUUUUACACUAAAAAUGAAGGAUGUUAACCGGGGUAGAGCAGUUCCUGAGUUGGUUUUAGAAAAGCCUCUUGAUCGAGAGAAGAAAGCGUUUUAUCAGCUAAAGUUGACUGCAGUAGAUGGAGGAAAUCCGACCCUUUCGGGUACCUCACAACUUACAAUUAUUGUGCUUGAUAAUAAUGAUAAUUUUCCUGUCUUUGAAAAUAUGACGUUCACAGUUUCUUUGCAAGAAAAUUCUGUGAAGGAUACUUCCAUAAUUAAGAUAACUGCAACUGAUGCUGAUGAGGGACCUAACGGAGAAAUAGAAUAUUUUUUUGGCGCGAGGACACCGGAGUCCGUGUUAUCCAUGUUUGAAAUCCGAUCCUCAACUGGAGAGAUAUAUCUGAAAGGAGACUUAGAUUAUGAAGAAGCAACCUCCUACAAAAUAGAAAUAUCUGCGAAAGACAAAGGGGUUCCUGAAAUGGAGAGUUACUGUCAUUUACAGAUAGAUGUUUUAGAUGUUAAUGACAACACUCCAGAAAUUGUUCUCACUUCUGAACCCCAGCCUGUGCAGGAAGACGCACCAAGGGGCACAGUAGUUGCUUUGCUUAAUGCACGUGAUGCCGAUUCUGGGAAUAAUAGCAAAGUUACGCUGCAGUUAAAUAAAGGUUCUCCUUUUAGUCUUAAAUCAUCAUUUUCUAACAAUUAUGCGCUGGUUACCAGCGGCCCUUUGGAUAGAGAAACGUUUUCAGAGUAUAAUAUCGAGAUAACAGCUACUGAUUCAGGUUCUCCUCCACUUUCAAGCAAAAGAGUUAUACCAGUAUACAUCACUGAUGUUAAUGACAAUCCUCCUGUAUUCACUCAGUCCUCAUAUAAUGUAUAUUUAAAAGAAAACAGAGUACCAGGCUCAAUACUUUACUCAGUUUCUGCUUCUGAUCUAGAUUAUUCGGAAAACGGAAAAAUCACGUAUUCCAUCCUGGAUUCAAAAGUACAAGAUGCUUCUGUUUCAUCUUAUGUUUACAUUAAUUCAGAAAACGGGAGCAUCUACAGCAUGCAAUCGUUUGACUAUGAGAAGCUGAAGGUGUUUCAGAUUCAGGUUCAGGCAAAGGACCAUGGUUCCCCUCCUCUGAGCAGCAACACCACUGUCCAUGUUUUUAUCCUGGACCAGAACGAUAAUGCUCCUGCUGUUAUUUACCCCUCCUCUGCUGCCCUGGGUUCUCUCUCUCAUCAAAGGAUGCCCCGCUCUGCUAAAGCUGGUCACCUGGUUACUAAGGUGACGGCCGUGGACGCUGACUCCGGCCAUAAUGCCUGGAUCUCCUACAGACUGGCGGAGGCCACAGACGCCUCUCUGUUCACCGUCAAUCAGUACACAGGGGAGGUGAGGACUAAACGCGCUGUAACCGAGCAGGAUGACUCCUCUCAGAGGCUGCUGAUAGAGAUCAAGGAUGAUGGGGAACCGGUUCAGUCCGCCACCGCUACGGUGUCCAUCCUGCUGGAGGACGGUCUCCAUGAGCCCAUCUUAGACCUCAGGCAUAAAAUAUCUGAGCCCAGCAAGAAAACUGGCAGAAUUACCCUUUAUUUGAUUCUUUCUCUGGCCUCCGUGUCCGUGCUGUCUCUGGUGACGUUUCUCAUCUUAGCGGUGAAAUGCAUCAGGAGCAGCAGUAGCAGCGGGAGCUGCUGCAUGAGACGAAGCGACUGUGAUGAUUACAAGAACCCCAACAGAAACCUGCAGAUUCAGCUCAAUACUGAUGGACCCAUAAAGUACGUGGAGGUCCUAGGAGGAGACAUGAUGUCUCAGAGUCAGUCCUUCAGGUCCUGCAUGUCUCCAAUGUCAGAGUACAGUGAUUUUACUUUGAUCAAACCCAGCAGCACCACAGACUUUAAAGAAACCCUCAGUGUUCUGGAUGCGUCUUUACCUGACAGCACCUGGACCUUUGAGAGCCAGCAGGUGAGCUAAAGAAUAUCCACUGUU